This is a messenger RNA of Oncorhynchus masou masou (cherry salmon), 723 nucleotides long. Its product is annotated as tumor necrosis factor ligand superfamily member 13B-like. Gene Ontology annotation, biological process: immune response; positive regulation of B cell proliferation. Gene Ontology annotation, molecular function: tumor necrosis factor receptor binding; receptor ligand activity. Lineage: Eukaryota; Metazoa; Chordata; Actinopteri; Salmoniformes; Salmonidae. Gene Ontology annotation, cellular component: membrane. The transcript has 7 exons. The coding region runs from base 1 to 723 and encodes 240 amino acids. The record is from RefSeq and is a predicted model, not a curated record.
AUGUUCUGUCACAAAUGCAAAUACCUUCUGGGGUCCAAGGUCAUUGAUGACUGUCUUCAGCUCAUCUACAAUGUAGAGACCGGUCCAAGUCCUGAGGCUGUUGGCCCUGUGCCUGGGCAGGAGUCUGGGGGUCGGAGGCUCUCCUGGCCUGUCCUGCUGCUGACCCUGGCGGCGGUCACCUCAUCAAGCACGGCUUUAUCUCUGUUCCAUCUGCUGGCCCUCAGGGCCGAGGUGGAGGGGCUCCGGGCAGAAGUAUUUCCCAGGAGAGAGGAGCUAGUGUCUCAACCUUGUCUACAGAUGCUGGCAGAUAGAAACAGGGAAACAUUCCAGAAACAGUUUGCGUUGGAGCCUCACACAGGGAUCCCCUGGCAGGAGGGGCUUAGGAGAGGCUCCGCCCUGGAGUCAGAGUGUGACAGCAUUCUUGUCAGAGAGGAGGGAUACUAUUUUGUCUACAGCCAGGUAUCCUACAUGGACAGGAUCUUUGCCAUGGGUCAUGUGGUGAACAGGAAGAAGAGGAACGUUGUGGGAGAUGAAGCUCAGCAUGUCACACUGUUCUGCUGUAUCCAGGACAUGAACCCUGUUUACCCAUACAACACCUGCUACACAGGGGGUAUAGUGAAGCUGGAGGUCGUGGACAUUGUGGAGCUGCUGAUACCUCGCUCUACAGCCAAUAUUUCUCUGGAUGGAGAUUCUUCUUUCCUGGGGGCCUUUAGACUGGUCUGA